AGGUAACGAGAGCUCACCUUUGCUUGCUCACAAUAACAGUCACCUUGAGACUUGCCAGAAUUAACACAAUUUACCGCUUGAUCCUGAAUGUUUGGCUGUUCACCUUUGUGCGGAACAGACGGAGGAUGCUGUAAUGAGAGUCGGAUGCGAGAAGUUGUUUGACCUGUAGUCCGAGUUUUCUUUCAGCCGUUCCCUGCGACUCACCUGCCGCAUCUUCACCGACCUGAAAGUCCAGUUUCACUGUGGAAGCCCCGCACUGCACAUGGCUCAGGAGGAGAAUAAGCGUCUGGUGGUGGUGGUUCCUAAUGAGAUGACCAUUCCAUCACGCCGUACCUUCACGAGUGAAGAUGAGGCAUGGAAAUCUUACUUGGAGAAUCCACUGACCGCUGCCACCAAGGCCAUGAUGAGCAUUAAUGGAGAUGAGGAUAGUGUGGCCGCCCUGGGAAUCCUUUAUGAUUACUAUAAGGUUCCUAAAGAGAAGAGGCUCUUACCAGUACCCAGACUUCCAGAAGAUCAUGAAAAGAGUCGGAUCGGUCAAGAUGGUUUUGAAUCCACAGAGAAUCGUAUUCAUGUCCUGAAGUCACGUCCAGUCAACCUGUCCUUGAAUACGGACAUGCACAGUGCAGAAAGUAAACAAGACCUGUUUGAUACCAUGCCGGUUGAGGGGGGUGUUGUGGCCACUGUGAAGGCUGAGGUUUAUCCUCAGUCAUUCUCCAGCCAUCACCAGCAGCAGGGGCUUCAGUAUCAGCGCAUGCACUACCAUUCUUUACAGGUCUCAGCGAGCGCCAGCCACGACGGAUACGCGAAGGAUGAACAGUGUAGUACACCAGACAGUAGCACCUAUGAGGACUCCUAUCCUGAAGAGACUGUGAAGUACAGAGCGCCCACCACAGUAGGGGCUGAACAUUUCGGCCAGGCACGUCCAGGGGUAGACAUGUUCCAGUACAAUAUAGAAGCGAGUCGUUCGGCCCGUGAGAAGGCAGGCGAGGGACCCAUGAUCUACCUGAACAAAGGCCAGUUCUACGGCAUCACUCUCAGUGAGACCGGGGCCAACAAGGGCCUUCGUCACCCCAUCAGUAAAGUGCGGAGUGUAGUGAUGGUGGUGUUCGGACAGGAGAAGUGUCGAGAUGAGCAGCUCAAACACUGGAACUACUGGCACAGCCGUCAGCACACGGCCAAACAGAGAGUCCUUGACAUAGCUGACUAUAAAGAGAGCUUUAACACCAUUGGCAACAUUGAGGAAAUCUCAUACAAUGCUGUGUCCUUUACCUGGGAUGUCAAUGAAGAGGCAAAGGUUUUCAUUACGGUGAACUGUCUGAGCACGGAUUUCUCCUCACAGAAGGGAGUCAAAGGUCUUCCGCUUAUGAUCCAGAUUGACACCUACAGUUAUAAUAACAGGAGCAACAGACCCAUCCACAGAGCCUGCUCGCAGAUAAAGGUCUUCUGUGACAAGGGAGCUGAGCGAAAAAUUCGGGAUGAGGAGAAAAAGCAGCUCCGGAAGAAGGUCAAAGGUCAGACUGUCGGCCAGGGUCAUGAUGGUAAGAGAGGAAGUUUCGCCACUUUAUCUCAAAAGAGGCCAGAUAUUACACUUUUCAAAACUUUGUCGGACCUGGAGUCCCAGCCUGUCCUCUUCAUCCCCGAUGUCCAUUUGAACAACCUCCAGAGAGCCGGUCAGGUGUUCAGUUUUGGUGUUGAAGAAAUAGAGAGUGAUGGGCCGGCCAUGAAAAGAUCGUUCGCUCAUCGGUCAGAGGACGAUGUUUCUCCGCCCGUCAAAUACUGCAGAGAGGACAAGAGAGUCCUACUGUACGUAAGGAGAGAAGCUGAUGAGGUUUUUGAUGCACUGAUGCUGAGGUCUCCAACACUGAAAAGUUUACUUGAGGCAAUAUCAGGCAAAUAUUCUCUUCCUGUGGAGAAGAUGACUAAAAUCUAUAAGAAAAGCAAGAAAGGUAUCCUGGUCAACAUGGACGACAACAUCAUUCAGCACUACUGCAACGAGGACACGUUUAUCCUGGCCAUUGACAAUCAGGCCGACUGUUUCCGGGUCACUCUCACUGAAAUUUAAGUGUUAGUGCCGCAGUAACGUGGUUCUACUGAGAGAACCUGAUUGGGACCCUGAAGCAGCAGCACACAAUUCAUUCUGUGCAUCAGCGCUCCUAUUGGGUUCUUAUGACAUCUGUAUUAGAAGAUGAAAACGCCUUUGGAAGUCAUUGACUUGGGAAUGCACUUCAGUGGACCUGCUGGUACAGAUUAAAUUGUUUAAAUAAACAUUAUGAUGGAACUGUGGAACUAUGAUUAUCAUAUGUCUGAACAGCACAUAAAAAUGCUCUUCCAAAGCACUAUAAUAUGCCAGUCAAGUUUAAUGGCUUUUUUUUUUCUCUUUGUGCUGUCUCCCCCUUGUGGCCAACAAUGUGCAGCCGU
Rhinichthys klamathensis goyatoka is the source of this 2418-nucleotide messenger RNA. RefSeq names its product grainyhead-like transcription factor 2a (gene grhl2a). The transcript is spliced from 16 exons. Gene Ontology annotation, cellular component: nucleus. The record is from RefSeq and is a predicted model, not a curated record. The coding region runs from base 263 to 2062 and encodes 599 amino acids. Gene Ontology annotation, biological process: brain development; regulation of transcription by RNA polymerase II; neural tube development. Lineage: Eukaryota; Metazoa; Chordata; Actinopteri; Cypriniformes; Leuciscidae. Gene Ontology annotation, molecular function: RNA polymerase II cis-regulatory region sequence-specific DNA binding; DNA-binding transcription activator activity, RNA polymerase II-specific.